AUGAAUGUCUUAUUAUCAUCAUUCCAUUUUUUUUUUACAGAUUCUGUGGCUCAGUUUACUCUCAUCCAGGAACCCAGAAUAACCACGUCUCUUGGUGGCAGUGUUCGUUUGUACUGCAGACGUAGUGCUGGUUCUGUAGUUGGUGGUAACUGGCCGCUCUGGGUAUAUCAGGCACCUGGGAGUGUUCCUAAGUAUGUGUCAGGUAGCAAUGGAGGCAGCAAUCAUAAUGUAAAACCUGCAGGAAUUUCUGACCGUUUUACUGGAUCCAUUUCUGCAGGCAUAAGUGUGUUGGACAUCCAUAAUAUACAGACUGCAGAUGACGGAAAUUAUUACUGCACUCUAUGGGCUGGUAGUGCACGCACAGUUCUACAAAAUCAUAUGCAGUGGGACAUUAAUAUCAAGUUCCUCUUUGUUUCUCAUACAUACUUUUUAAUUAACCACUUGCUCUCCUGA
This is a messenger RNA of Staurois parvus, 453 nucleotides long. NCBI's taxonomy places the organism in Eukaryota, Metazoa, Chordata, Amphibia, Anura, Ranidae. The record is from the annotation of a GenBank genome assembly.